CCGGUCGUGUACAAGAACAUGGCUGCGCCCUUGCGAAUGUCAUGUUGCUGACUGUUUGUAUGUAGUUGCGUUUGUUUGAGCGCCACCACAAACACUUUAAGGUUACAGAUAAUAAUUUUAAAGACGUGUCUAUAUGCAGUUACCGGCUUUAUAAAGAUACUUUAUUAAUCAUGGUCCACCUGUCGUCUUUACUUCUUAAAAAAUACCACGGUGGGCAUGUGGUCAUUCGAUUGGCGCUAGGGGGCGCCACUAACAGACCCUUCUAUCGCAUCGUGGCCGCCUAUAAUAAACGGGCGAGAGAUGGUAAAUAUAUCGAGCAGCUGGGAUCAUACGACCCUCUCCCUAACAUUUACAAUGAAAAACUUGUCGCCUUUAACUACGACAGAAUCAAGCACUGGAUUGGCUGCGGGGCCCAUCCCACCAAUCCGGUGGCCAAACUUCUAGGAUUGGCUGGUUUCUUCCCGCUUCAUCCAAUGACCGUAACAGAAGCGGAACGGAGACGGAAAGCAGCUUCUACACAAAAAAACAAGACAGACAUUGAAGACACAGAAGAAAAGCAGACAGAGUAACUGAACCCAAAUGAACCAAAAGCUAAAGCGUACAUGAAAAACAGUUUCUCUGUAUAUCAGUAGUGAUAACGUCACGGUGUAACAGAUACAUUUCUAGAGAUUCUGUUUCAGUGAUGCGUGUUUUUUUUGUACUAUUAUUUUUGUCAAUAAGCUUCAGAACAUAUUAAAACUUCAUUCAAAUUUUGGAUGAGAGAUAAUUCUUAUUGUCAUAUAUAGUUAUAAACUCAUUUUUCCUUUCUGAAUUCCUUGUAAUCCAAAUGGAUUGUUCGCUUGAAGUGAUUUUUGCAAUCAUUAAUCUGUUACACACUUUGUCUGGAACUGUUUUUUUAUCCAGUGAUGGACUCAAAAAAGAAAUUAAUAAAUGAUCUGGCUUUAGGAACUGGGUCAACUGAAAGUUGAAAUGUACUUCCUUGGUUUGAUAUCAGGUCAACUGAUAAGUCUCUAUGUUUACACACAAUUGUGUAAUUGCUUUAUAGCUAGAAACUCACUGAAGUAUCUACACGAGUACACCCAUGUUCUGAUAUAAAAGUAACUAUUUAAUAUUUGUCAGAGGGCUCAUAUUACUGGAUUUAUCAUUUUGUGGUCAGAAUAUAAAAUACAUGGGUAAUAAACAAGUAAUGUAAAAGAAGAUUUAUCUGAUGUAGUCAAUAAAAGAAGCCCACUUUGAUUCCAAUUCAAUAUUGAAAGUGCAGUUUAUUCCACCAUCAUGAUGAGGCAUAUCCUGUCAAUGUUAUUUAUCCAAAAUAACGUUCUUAUGAUUGAUAGAUAUGUUCAUGUUGGAAUAAUUGCACAAAACUAAUACAUGAAAAAGAAUAAUCUCGAAUGUGGCACCGUAGAAAAAGAUGAUUUUUAAUAUACAAGUAGUGAAUCAAAUGGGUGAGGCCUUUCAUUGAUCAUAACUUGGAAAGAUACACAAUGGAGUUUUGCUUAUUGUGCAUUUUAUAAUAGCCUUUUACGAGGAAUGGAAAAGUUUAAUUAAAUUUACUCAUGGUGUGCUUUUUUAUUUCAGGACCAGGGUGUAACUAUACAUUCAUACUUUAUUAUAAAAUAGAGAAUUUUUAAAUGAGUUUACUUUUAAGUAUAUAGGAUGACAGACACAGUCACU
This is a messenger RNA of Triplophysa rosa, 1674 nucleotides long. RefSeq names its product mitochondrial ribosomal protein S16 (gene mrps16). The transcript is spliced from 4 exons. Gene Ontology annotation, molecular function: structural constituent of ribosome. Gene Ontology annotation, biological process: mitochondrial translation. Gene Ontology annotation, cellular component: mitochondrial small ribosomal subunit; ribosome. NCBI's taxonomy places the organism in Eukaryota, Metazoa, Chordata, Actinopteri, Cypriniformes, Nemacheilidae. The record is from RefSeq and is a predicted model, not a curated record. The coding region runs from base 171 to 569 and encodes 132 amino acids.